Molecule: messenger RNA, 606 nt
Organism: Raphanus sativus (radish)
Lineage: Eukaryota; Viridiplantae; Streptophyta; Magnoliopsida; Brassicales; Brassicaceae
Product: GATA transcription factor 29-like
Exons: 3
Coding region: 1-606 (201 amino acids)
Biological process (GO): regulation of DNA-templated transcription
Molecular function (GO): sequence-specific DNA binding; zinc ion binding
Source: RefSeq, a predicted model, not a curated record
AUGGAGAACGAAUUGGAUUUAACACUGAGGUUGGGUCUGUCAAGUCCUACUGUUGAGACACAUCUGAGCUUAAGCACUCUCGCCAUUGAUCAGGGGAACAACGUCGACGGUAACCGCCGAGACAACAACAACGACAGCGAGAUUUUUUGGAAAAACAAUGAGUCGACCAACGACCACGAAGGUGUGAGAAAGAACGUCGACGUCAAUAUCCAAUACUACAACUUAGUCUUCAACCACUUCGCCGGCAUCGGCGAGACCUUGAACUUUGCUCCUUUCCCAACGCAGCCGUCUCCGGCUCCGGCGACGGAGACUCCUAUGGGAAGUGAACAUGUGCUCAUUGAUGUCCCUGCUAAGAGAGCACAACGUAACUCUUUAGCGUUUAAAGACGCUGUGGACGCAAACGCAACUUUAGUGCGUCGUUGGGGCUGCAGCGGCGCCUGUUUAGCAGGAAGGAUUAACGAGAUGAGAAAGUGUACGAACAAGAACUGCAACGCAAUUAACACUCCUAUGUGGCGAAAGGGUCCUCUUGGUCCCAAGAGUUUAUGCAAUGCUUGUGGGAUAAAGUUCAGGAAGGAGAAAGAGAGGAGAGGCAAUGGAACUGAGUGA